Poecilia latipinna (sailfin molly) is the source of this 2366-nucleotide messenger RNA. It is a transcript of the gene fbxl15, whose product is annotated as F-box and leucine-rich repeat protein 15. NCBI's taxonomy places the organism in Eukaryota, Metazoa, Chordata, Actinopteri, Cyprinodontiformes, Poeciliidae. The record is from RefSeq and is a predicted model, not a curated record. The transcript has 5 exons. The coding region runs from base 168 to 1046 and encodes 292 amino acids. Gene Ontology annotation, molecular function: protein binding. Gene Ontology annotation, cellular component: cytoplasm.
CAGUUUUCUUUGUUGACAAUAAUUAUUCCGACAGCCAGCGAAUGCAGCUUUUGGUUUAGGUUACACCUCAAACGCUUUACAAGAUGCUAAGGCAAAAUACGCUCCUUAGGUGACAAUGUAAAGAACAGCUCGUCCUGAAAAACAGCGUAUUACGCAGCUGGUUCACAAUGGAUGAAGAAGGCAGUUGGCAGACAUGUCAUCUCUUGGACCUGCCUUGGGAGGAUGUUCUCGUUCCACACAUUUUGUCCUACUUGCCGUUGCAGCACAUUGUCAGCCUGCAGAGGGUUAGCAAGCAGUUCCACAGCCUCGUCCAGGUGUAUCUGGCCAACUGCAGGACUUUUAAUUUUUCCACCAUUGGACCGUGCAUCCCCAAGGAAGCAUUUUGCACAAUGUUAAAAGACAAUAAAGUUCUCCAGAACCUGUCCCUUCAAAACUGUUCAGACUGGGUCACAGACAAGGAGUUGCUUCCUGUUAUCGGCCAGAACCAGCAUCUGCACAGGGUAGACAUGAGUGGCUGUGCCUCCCUCACCCGCCACUCCUUAGUGGCCGUGUCCUUGAGCUGCACGCAUCUCCAGCAUCUCGGCCUGGCUCACUGCGACUGGGUGGACUGCCUGUCUCUGCGCAGCCUGGCUGACCACUGUGGAGGGCUCCGGUCGAUCGAUCUCACCGCCUGCCGCCAGCUGAAGGAUGACGCCAUCUGCUACCUGGCCAAAAAGUGUGCUGAGCUGAAGUCGCUGUCGUUGGCGGUCAAUGCCAACAUUACAGACGAGUCGGUGGAAGAGGUGGCCAAGAACUGCAGGGGUCUGGAACAGCUGGAUCUGACAGGUUGUCUGCGAGUCCGGAACCAGUCCAUCAGAACUCUUGCAGAGUAUUGCCCAAAGCUGCAGUCCCUGAGGGUGAAUCACUGUCACAACGUGACCGAGUCGAGCCUCGACCCUCUCCGGAAGCGCAACGUAGUGAUCGAUGUAGAGCCGCCUUUACCGCGGGCCCUGGUGCUUCUUCAGGAUAUGCUGGGUUUCGCUCCUUUUAUCAAUCUGCAGAUCUAGCCACAGGGAGAAACUCAAGAACGAGUUCGCAAAGUGAGGCGACUGGCAGCUGUCACUUGAACCCAUAUCACGUGAUGGAGAAAUGAUUCGACUUUUCAGAAAAGUAUGGAUGUGGAAUAAAAAAAACAAAAAGAGAACCUCACUGGAUCGUGGUCAGCGCUGCAAAGUUAGAAUUUAACUGAAAAUAAGUUUGAAUUUAACAUUCAAAGAAGAAAGCCAUGUGUGUUUUUAGCCUUGCUGCCUCUUGUCCAAAAUAUAUUACUGCACUUUUUAUUCACUUAAUGUCGCAAGAUUGCAUUCCUAACCAAAAGCAUAAUGUAUUUUUGUUGUUGUUGUUUGUUCCAAACAAAAUGCAAAGCUACAAAUGGUCUUAUGUUUCAUUUAGAAACAUUUACAAUGUUUGAGUUUAAUUAAACAUUUUGUUUUGCUUGAGUUUACUUGCAGAAAGGGUCACUUCACCCAGGGCACACAAAUGCAUUUCCAAAGCGGUCACUGCAACACUAGAUAUUUGUUUUAAUUUAUUCAAGGUUUAAUAUCUCUUGAAACAUUUAGGUUUUAUCUGCUGUUUCACACUUUGCCAGACCAGAAGCACUCAGAAGUAACUGAAUCAUUAUAUGUUGUUUUUGUGAUGUGAUUGAAGUGACCCAUAGAAUGAUAAUGUUCUAAAUGUACAGCCUCAGCACGUGUUUAAAACACAAGAAUUUAUUUGGACUUUUCCCCAUUAAGUCCAAGUAGAUUUUAUAAGAACUUGUAAGGCAGUUAUUGUUCUUGUGACACGGCACAUGAAUUAUGUAAGCAGUUAAAUGGGGAAAUGCCACCCGAAAAAUUGUGUAUUAAUCUGCUGUAAUUUGUAAAGCAAAACUUUUUUAUGCAUGUUGACUUUUUUUUUUCUUUUAAAAUCAGUAGUCUAAAAACUGAGGGAAUGACUGUUUUUUUUUUCUUUGAAGUUAUCCUCCUCUAUUUGUUUCCACUUUCCCUUUUGAUCCAGACACUGUACCGUAAAGACAAAUUAAGAUCAUGUGUUGACAUCUCACGACAUUUCUGAGUUCAAUUUAAAGCUUCAAACACUGAAGCAAAAUCACUAUAAUAGCCCUGUUUUACAUUUAUUGUCCACUUGAUGGCAUAGUGGAGCAAAUGAAGCAUCAUGAAGCUUUGGCUCCUGAGUGGACCAAUUGGAAAGAAAGUUUCAGUGCUUCAAAGCCUUAUCUUGCUGUCACUAGUGGACUGGUAUAUGUUGCAGAGGUGAGGAGUUCAAAUAGGAUUCUAGAUGGUAGGUGAUCAAAUAUGUAUUUCAUGCAAUAAAAUGCCAAUUAUUUAAAA